AUGGGGAGUUUCACUCUCCGUUCCCUCUCAAUCUCCGCUUCUUCAUCAGCCUCCUUCCUCUCUCUCCGCCGCUCUCCGUCGAAUUCGUUAUCGCUUCCUCAGCCUUCGUUUUCUGUUUACUCAUCCCCAACAGUCCGAUCACUCUCCAUCUCCUCCACUCGGUUCACUCCACGCGCCGCCGCCUCCUCCUCCUCGGAGAAACCAUACCGAUCUCAAUCUUCUUCUUCGCCACUGAACAAACCUCAGCCGUAUUCUUCGCCGCCGCAAGGAGCGAAGCUGAUUCCUCUAGCAAUCUCCGUCUCAAUCGGUCUCAUCGUCCGAUUCUUAAUCCCUAGACCGGAACAAGUGACGUCACAAGGAUGGCAAUUGCUCUCAGUUUUCCUCUUCACGAUCUCAGGACUCGUCCUUGGUCCACUCCCUGUCGGUGCUUGGGCUUUCGUCGGCCUAACCGCUUCGAUCGUCACCAAAACGCUUACCUUCUCAACCGCUUUCGCCGCUUUCACCAAUGAGCUCAUCUGGCUAAUCGCGAUUUCCUUCUUCUUCGCUCGCGGAUUCAUCAAAACGGGCCUCGGCGACAGAAUCGCCACGUAUUUCGUAAAAUGGCUCGGCAAGAGCACUCUUGGUCUAUCGUACGGUCUCGCCUUCUGUGAAGCGUUUAUGGGUCUGAUUAUGCCGUCUCCGAUGGCUAGAGCCGGUGGCGUUUUCUUGCCGGUGAUCAAAUCACUGUCUCUCUCCGCCGGAAGUAAACCUGGAGAUCCAUCUUCGAGAAAACUUGGUGCUUUUCUGAUUCAGACUCAGUUGCAGGUAAAGCAAAUCCAGAUUCACUUUUGUAAGUUCAAUCACUAUCAACAAUCCAGAUAUUCAUGUUGUUCAGGAACAUCUGGUGCGCUUCUCCUCACAUCAGCUGCACAAAACUUGCUAUGUUUCAAACUAGCGCGAGAAGUUGGUGUGGUACUCACAAACCCAUGGGUCUCAUGGUUUAAAGCCGCGAGUGUUCCCGCGUUUGCGUCUCUUCUUUGUACUCCUCUCAUCAUCUACAAGCUUUACCCUCCUGAGCUGAAACACACACCAGACGCUCCUGCUGCAGCUGCAAAGAAACUAGAACGAUUAGGUCCCAUCACGAAAAACGAGUGGAUCAUGCUGGCAGCGAUGGCGUUCACCGUCUCUCUUUGGGUUUUCGGAGAGGCAAUAGGAAUAGCAAGUGUUGUGUCUGCGAUGAUCGGUCUAUCGACGCUUCUGCUGUUGGGAAUCAUAAACUGGGACGACUGUCUAAGCGAGAAAUCAGCGUGGGACUCGCUCACUUGGUUCGCGGUGUUGAUUGGUAUGGCAGGACAGCUAACGAACCUCGGGGUCGUUGCGUGGAUGUCGGAUUGUGUGGCGAAAAUGCUCCAAGGACUGUCCCUGAGCUGGCACGCGUCAUUCGUGAUACUGCAGGCUUGUUAUCUCCUGAUCCAUUACCUAUUCGCAAGCCAAACCGCACACGCAGGAGCUCUCUAUCCGGCCUUCUUGGCGAUGCAGAUCGCUGCUGGAGUGCCUACGGUUCUAGCAGCGCUUUGCUUGUCUUUCAAUAACAAUCUCUCUGGUGCAAUGACACAUUACAGUAGUGGACCAGCUGCUUUAUACUAUGGAGCUGGAUACGUUGAUCUUAAAGAUAUGUUUAGACUCGGGUUCAUUAUGGCUUUUGUACAAGCAGUCAUUUGGGGAUUUUUCGGAUCUUUCUGGUGGAAAUUUUUGGGUCUCUACUGA
This is a messenger RNA of Thlaspi arvense, 1746 nucleotides long. NCBI's taxonomy places the organism in Eukaryota, Viridiplantae, Streptophyta, Magnoliopsida, Brassicales, Brassicaceae. The record is from the annotation of a GenBank genome assembly.